GUAAAUGUUGCGUAGAUUGACGAGUUUAUUUCAUAUUGUAAAUAUUAACAUACUUUAUAGUGUGUAUCAGUGGUAUAUUACUACGGUUUGCCUGCAGUCAAACAACGAUGUAGCAUAAUUUCCUUGUGCGCGAUAUUGUAUAGUGAUAACAGUUUAUUUAAAUUAAAUAAAUAACAAAUUUUUAUAUAUUUGUAUUCAUGUGAGCAAAUUAAAAGUUAUCACAAUGGAUCGAAUACGGCCGAGUUAUGUGACAGCAUUGGCGAUAGGAGUAACGGCUUUAACAUUCACAUGGUGGCGAUGGCGUAAUGGAAAAUAUGAAAAAUUGCCGAACAAGUGGCGUAAAGUCGGUGAAUUGAGUGACAUCUUUGUUUUCCCCGUGAAAUCCUUCGGUUACAUAAAGGAGACAGAAGUUGAGUGCACUCAAUUGGGAUGCAAAAAAGGCUGGUUACGUGAUCGUACACUGAUGGUGAUACAAUCAGACGGUAGAUUUAUUACUGCACGAAAAUAUCCUCAAAUGGUCCUAGUGACUCCUAGUAUAGAAGGGUCAGUUUUGACUUUGAGUGCACCUGGAAUGAUUGAUAUAAGCAUUGAUCUGGCUUACGUAGAAAAAAAAAUGCUCAAAGUUGUAAUCUGGGGUCAGUCUACUCCAGCUUCUGAUUGUGGAGAUGAAGUCGCUCGUUGGAUAUCUCGAUUUAUGGUUAAAGAAGACACUGGCUUUAGACUAGUGUACUAUCCACUUGAAAAACCGUCUCGUGAUGGGAGAAAACACAAUAAGGGAUUCCCGUUGGUGGAAAAUUCACACAUCGGCGCGUUUCCAGAUGAAACAUCUUUUUCACUAAUGAACAAAGCGUCGGUAGAUGAUUUGAACAAUCGACUAGAAAAGCCGGUUACUGCUUUAAAUUUUCGGCUCAAUUUUCUUGUAGAAGGGGCUAAACCUCUUGAAGAAGACACUUGGGAAUGGGUUAAAAUUGGAGAUGUAAUUUUUCGUAAUAUAAGACCUUGCACUAGAUGUGUGCAUACAACUAUUGAUCCAAACGAGGGUGUCAAGCAUCCUAAAAUGGAACCAUUGGUUACUUUACGAGAGUACAGAAAAGUUCAAGAUCCCGCUUUACGUCGUUUCACUGGAGAUAGUCCAGUGAUGGGCAUUCAUCUGGGAUUAAAAGGACCAAAUGGUACUGUCAAAGUUGGAGAUCCUAUUUAUGUUAAUGUCUCUGAGAAAGAUGAUGUGCAGUCAACACAUGUGUAACCAGAAAUUUGGGACUGAUAGGGUAGAAUCGUAAUAUAGUUAAUACUUAAUGGAAUUUUUACAUGUGAUUAUAUUUUAUUCUGCAUCAAUAUAUUACUUGUUCUAUUGAACAUUAAAUGAUUAUUCCCAUUUCCAAUUUUUCAAAGCCAGAAAUUAUUCAUAAGUUCGAUAAUCUCGAACAUAUCAACCGAUACCGUAGAUUGGUUCAGGCAAACCAGUAAUUAUUUCUUGUAAAUUAAUAUACACAGUAAUAAUUAUAACCCAAAAAUUAUUCUUGUGUAAUCGAAUACUAACAUUUGAUUCAAAAUCUUAAUUUUCAAAUAGAUGACUGAAAACUGUCCAAUCGGGGUGAAAAAUUACGUCAAAUAAUGAACAAAAUAAUGCAAUUUGAAAAUAUUUUUAUUACAUUUUCCAGUAAAUUGGGAAAAUCACCAAUUUCAAUUUGGCAAAUAUUGCUAUUUCUCAUACAUCAAAUCAUUUUAAUUAGCGGAACAUCGUUACCAUUGAAAUAAAUGUUAAUAAAAAAUUAUUAUUCUUUUGUGAAAAUCUUAAGAGCCAGAUAUCCUCCAUAACCAGGAAAACCGCGAUAAUACCAACCGAUUCCGUGAAUAGGUUGAGGUGAAUUUUGAUCGGUAACGACUUCCUGUAAAUCGACAAAUGGAACAAUAUGUUGCUUAUUAUCAGAACUCUCUUUGGUUAAAUCGAAAAGUAUCUUAUAUUCGCAAGAUGUACUGCGUUCGUAAUUAUCAUUUCCUAUUAAAGCUGUGGAUGGCAGAAGAUCUAUAGUAGGACGGAACAAGUCGAAUAUACUAGAACUGAAUAAUAAAAUAAUUGUAGCACUGACUACAAUACAAAUUUUUAACAAAAAAUAAUUUUUUAUAACAAGUACAAUAAUUUAUAUAAAUAUAUAUAUAUUUUUAAAAAUCAGCUAUCAUUUCAAAGGUUCAACAUUUGAAUAAUAAUAUAAUUACCUUGCACGGCAUCGAGUUUCUUUUAAAAUUUCGGGUUCAUUUUUAUUAAUAUUACCGUCGUCAUCAACAUAUCGUCCGCGCAAUGAAUCACCUAACUUAACACCUGUUUGAUGACAUAAGAAAUCUAAUUAUUUGAAACUGUUAACAAAAUAAAUAUUAUCCAUAAAAACUAAAAUUGAAAA
Messenger RNA from Microplitis mediator, 2399 nucleotides. Its product is annotated as mitochondrial amidoxime reducing component 2-like. The record is from RefSeq and is a predicted model, not a curated record. Gene Ontology annotation, molecular function: catalytic activity; pyridoxal phosphate binding; molybdenum ion binding. Bases 224 to 1246 code for a protein of 340 amino acids. NCBI's taxonomy places the organism in Eukaryota, Metazoa, Arthropoda, Insecta, Hymenoptera, Braconidae. The transcript is spliced from 4 exons.